Molecule: messenger RNA, 936 nt
Organism: Closterium sp. Naga37s-1
Lineage: Eukaryota; Viridiplantae; Streptophyta; Zygnematophyceae; Desmidiales; Closteriaceae
Source: the annotation of a GenBank genome assembly
AUGACAGAAUGCGCUGGAAACCUUCCUCGCCCCGCACCGUCGUUGCCCGAAGCGCUGGCGUCUCAGCCUGGCGACGGUGGUCGCCAGGCUCCUGUACUAUCGGCGCCUCUUCCCGUCGCGCCGCCUGUCCCUCUCGGUGUGCCAACUGCUGCGUCUGCUCCGCUUGGCGCUCUUCAAGCUGCCGACCCCGCCGCUCCGUCUGCGGCCGCCGAGCGGGCGAUUGUUGAUGGCGGCGUGCCGGCCCAGUCGGUGGGGUCCGCCACCACUGACGUCCUGGGCCAGCCGGCGCCACCCGCCGCUCCAGCUCCCCCGUCUGCACCGUUUCCGGCGCUUGUGCCUCCCCUGCCUGUGCUGGCGGGGUUUGCUCCUGCUCCGCCCGUGGCUGCGCCUCCCGCGCCUCCUGAGGCUGUACCUCUUGCACCGCCCGUGGCUGCUCCUCUCGCGCCGCCUGAAACUGCUCCCCUUGCGCCGCCAGUGGCUGCUCCGCCUGCGGCGGGUCUGUCCGCGCCGCCCGUGGCCCUGCCGUGGGUACCCCCUGUUGCGGGGGUUGAGUUUUUGACCGCGGCGGGGGGGCCCGUGACUGUGCAAUAUCCGUCCCUGCUGCCUGUGGAACCCCCUCCCCCGUCCGUAGGUGCGGCGCACCCGUUCCAGGCGCUGCUGGGGCCUCAGCGCACGGUUGCGGGCGACUCACUGGUGGGCGGCCCUCGGGACGAUUGUCUCGCGGCGGCUGAUCGUCUCGCCGAGCUGUUGGCGCCCGUAUUGGCUGCGCCCGCGCGGGGUGGGCUUGCGGGGGUCGGGCCGCUGGGUUCGGCCGUGCGUGGGCUGUUGCAUGCAGGGACUGGAUCCGGGGCGAUCGCCGCAGGCACGGUGCUUGUGCGAGAGCUGCAUCGCACGAUGUCGGGGCUGCUUGCUGUGUAUGACGCGGAUCAGAUGUAG